Messenger RNA from Aegilops tauschii subsp. strangulata, 646 nucleotides. The record is from RefSeq and is a predicted model, not a curated record. NCBI's taxonomy places the organism in Eukaryota, Viridiplantae, Streptophyta, Magnoliopsida, Poales, Poaceae.
UGUAAUGGAAUUUAUUGUUCAUGUGGACGAAGAACUUUCUCAUGUUCCUCAAGCAUACCACAACAAGAAACCUGGUAUGACGACAGUAGUUGAACCUGGCAAGGUGGAUUGGCAGAUAAUGGUGAAAAAUUUGCGUUACCAUGGGUACAGAGGGGAAGCAGAUUUGUACUACAUCAAGCCUGGGUGCGUACCACCUGAAGGAAUGGUACAGAUGUCAGGCCAGCAUGACGUCGAUGAAAUGUUGCACGCUUUAGAAGGGAUAAAGAAAUGUCAUUUGUACAUUGUGAAGAAUUGUGCAUUCUUAGAUAAUAGCGAUGAUGACAUGUCUGAACAGGACAUGUCCGAAGAAGACAUAUAUGCAUGUGGGUACAUGGAUAUCGGCGAGAGGGACUUGGGCGAAUAUGGGUCAUCGCCCAAAAGGAAGAAACUUGCAGAUAACAAUCCGAAGAAGGCAUUGGAUUUCGGCAGCAGUGACGAGCCUCUUCAAUAGGCUUUUGGUUUUUCUACAAUUUCAAGCUUUAUAGCUGAACUAUUGUCCCAAGUAGUUUUUUCAUUAUUUUCGAACCAACAAUCACUUCAUUGAAGUGAUUGUGAGACUAUGUUUGCAAUAAUAGGCUUUCAAAUUUGAGUUGUUGCUCAAUUUUUA